Messenger RNA from Serendipita indica DSM 11827, 2007 nucleotides. The record is from the annotation of a GenBank genome assembly. Lineage: Eukaryota; Fungi; Basidiomycota; Agaricomycetes; Sebacinales; Serendipitaceae.
AUGGGUGCACCUUCGCGAAGCGAGCGUGUAGCCACUGGCUCAACUAUCAAACGCACAAGAGGCCAACGAUGCACCGCUAUUUGCGCGGACAAGGCCAAGUGCAACUCCCCAGACCCUUGUUUAAAUCAUCCCAUUCCUGAGUUCGCCUACGCUCUUAGCAACGAACCCAUCCCUCAUGGAUCACAAGAACAAUACGUCUCAUCCUGGAUGACAAAGUCGAAAGAUUCUGUUUGUAAUCUGUUUGUCUCGAAGCAGGAGAUUUCGGAUAGCUUAGAACCGUCGAAAAUCCUAUUCCUAUCUGUGAAUUCGUCUCCCGCCCCUGUCGGUCUUUCGCCUCGUGUGGAAUAUGGCUUGCCUGCUCCAUCCUCCGAGGGAGUCGACGAACAUGUCAAUACCGUCUCUAAUGGACCGCUCAAGGCUCUUAUGGCUCCUCAGCAUGAAGUUGAGCACCCCUUACUCUCUGAAGAGUUCCCAACCUCAAGUGCCAUUCGAAUCCAAAAUGAUACGAGGUCCCAUAGAGAGAACUGGGUCAAGGCACCAACGAACACUCGCCCAAACUGUCUACGUGACAUGAUCACCAAGCUUAUCCGUCCGGUGGUCCGGAUGAAGAGACUGAUAAAGAAUUCAAUACGACAGAUGCAAACACUUUCUUCCUUGCUGCGUGAUCCUGAUCCACGCAUGACCCUACCCAGACGUGCAACCAAUCCCAACCUUACAACGGCGGGACAUCCACCACAAACAAAUCCCUCCGCGUCUCCUCAGGCUAGUAUCCAACCGCAGAACUUGGCAAGUAUGUCUGGACAUGUGAAUCUCGUCUCUUCCGAUCACCAUCGCACAUCUGCACCCCCUCCCUCAGACACUUCCGGUGCUGUCAUAGGAGUGGGAGAAGUCAACAAUGCCUUUUAUCCCUCCAUCCGGUCUCCAUCCACUCACCCUCUCGUCGGCCAGAAAAGCUCCAGACGCUCCCAUUCUUCAUCCGCCAAGCACACCACAGUCAACUCGGAUCCCGGUUGCUCAUACUCAGUGAGCGGUACAGAAAGAAAUCUCACCGGUCAUGUGCACCUAUAUCUAUCGCAUAAAGUUUACGACGGUCCAUACUCGACUGUUUAUCCUGGCGUUUACAAUGAUGGAUUUCGCAAAGAGCUCGUCGCUAUCAAAGUAGUCAAGUCAAUCGGUCCCAUACAUUCGAUACGGCGGAGACGUCGUCGAGAAGUCAUUACUGGGACGAUUCUCCGUCACCCUAAUAUCCUCCCCGUUUAUGGUAUUGCCGAAGGCAAAGAGUUUGGUCCCUUUGGUGGAAUCGUUACUCCAUGGUGUCCAAAUGGUAGCGCUGUGCAAUAUCUGUACACCCACGACACUUUGCCGGCUGAGAGGUACCGCCUGUGGAAGGGAGUUGUGGAUGGGCUUGCAUAUCUGCAUGCGCACGUACCGCAGAUCGUCCACGGAGAUAUGAAACCUCCUAAUAUUCUCAUCGCUGACGAUGGACGACCUAUGAUCUGCGACCUCGGACUUGCACGAGUCGAGGAAUAUCGGCGACCGUCUUCAUUCAAUGGCGUCCUUAGCUAUGGAUGCUGGGAAUGGAUGGUUGGGAUCAAUACUACGAGCGCACAUACGGGUACACCGCGUUAUCUCGCACCAGAACAGGUCGACCCGGACAAUCCGUCGAGACCAACCAUGGCUACGGAUGUGUACGCAGUAGGGUGUAUUGGGUACGAGCUUAUCUACUCGGCGGUACCCUAUGCGCACCGUAAACACAAUCUGCAAUGGCAAAUCUUUCACGACAUUCACAACGGUGUUCCACCCGCACGUAGACCUGAUAUUGCAACUCCGUCCUCUACCAAUCCCACCGUGGCGUCGUCCGAGGUCUGUGGGAUCACGAUCCUCUGGGAUGUGCUGGAGUUGUGCUGGAGUCGCGAUCCUUGUCGUCGACCGAGUGCAUCGGACUUGUGCGAGUGGUUGGCGCAGGACGAGGACGUGAUUAUCGAUGCACUCGAGCGCCGAGCAUAA